GAUGGUGAUCCAAGCAACUAUAAAAAGCAUGGCUUUGUGGGUAUUUCAGAGCAGACGGAGCUUCACCUCCAACUACAAAAUCCAAAUAUUUCAACCAUGUUUGCCCUGUUCUUCAUGUUGUUUACCACCAUCAUCGCACCACUAAUUCCAACCCUCUCUUCACAACCACCACCACCACUAGUUCCAACCCUCUCUUCACAACCACCACCACUACCCGACUCCAAAUUUCCCUCCCUUACUCCGCCUCCACCACCAACAGUGCCAGCAUAUGAGUCGCCUCCAAUCCCACAUUUUCCCCCUUUCCCUCCAUCACUACCAGAUUACAACAUAUGGACUCCACCAAGUGAACCACAACCAGUAUCCGCGCGGUUCGUGCUGGGGUGUAUCUUGGUUCUAUCAACAUCAAUCGCCUUAAUCGCAGUGACGAUUUACUUUAUCCGGCGAAAAGGGAAGAAAGGGGACCAAGGGCCGAAAGGGGACAAAGGUGAGAAAGGGGAGAAAGGGCCGAAAGGGGAUCAAGGGCUGGAAGGGCCGCGAGGGUAUCCAGGGACGUCAACCUGCCAGAGCUGCUCGGGCCGCCCCAGCUGCCAGUGCCGUAGUAGCUGCCAGGAAAAGACAGGAUGGUGGUAACUGAUGUGCAUGUGCGAAUGUUGUGGAAUCAGCCAUCAUCUAAUAGCAACGAUUUAUGUCAAAGUUUUGAAUUGAAGAUUGCAAAUGCAAGUUAUAUUAAGUCGUGGGUCUUCCAUGAGCUUUGAACAUUGGUUCUAAUGUGAUGUGCUUGUGUGGUUUGGAAUAGUUGUUUUAAUUUGGAAUUGUAAUUUUCUUACUUAUAAAUAAGGUUAGUGGUAUUUGUGGAAGUUUGGAGGUUAGUAUUUGCAAAUGAUUUGCGUUUCAGGGAUUAAUUUUGUCAUGGUGUUUGGAUUUCAUUGUAAAUUGUGUUUGUUUU
This is a messenger RNA of Quercus lobata, 946 nucleotides long. Its product is annotated as collagen alpha-1(I) chain-like. The transcript has 2 exons. NCBI's taxonomy places the organism in Eukaryota, Viridiplantae, Streptophyta, Magnoliopsida, Fagales, Fagaceae. The record is from RefSeq and is a predicted model, not a curated record. Bases 97 to 630 code for a protein of 177 amino acids.